Myotis daubentonii (Daubenton's bat) is the source of this 3602-nucleotide messenger RNA. It is a transcript of the gene GRK3, whose product is annotated as G protein-coupled receptor kinase 3. Lineage: Eukaryota; Metazoa; Chordata; Mammalia; Chiroptera; Vespertilionidae. Gene Ontology annotation, biological process: desensitization of G protein-coupled receptor signaling pathway; G protein-coupled receptor signaling pathway; protein phosphorylation. Gene Ontology annotation, molecular function: G protein-coupled receptor binding; ATP binding; G protein-coupled receptor kinase activity. The record is from RefSeq and is a predicted model, not a curated record.
CGCGCGAGGGGAGGGGGACGCGCAGGCGGGAGCGCGCGGGGGGGCUGCCCCGGGGCGGCCCCCCCACGUCGGGGCGCGGCGGGCGGCGGCGGCGGGAGCGCGUCCCGUCCGGGUCCCGAGGAGCCGCCGCCGCCGCCGCUGCCGGUCGCCAACAUGGCGGACCUCGAGGCCGUGCUGGCCGAUGUCAGCUACCUGAUGGCGAUGGAGAAGAGCAAGGCGACCCCGGCCGCCCGCGCCAGCAAGAGGAUCGUCCUGCCCGAGCCCAGCAUCCGGAGCGUGAUGCAGAAGUAUCUUGAGGAGAGGAAUGAAAUCACCUUCGACAAGAUUUUCAAUCAGAAAAUUGGUUUCUUGCUAUUUAAAGAUUUUUGUUUGAAUGAAAUUAAUGAAGCUGUACCUCAGGUGAAGUUUUAUGAAGAGAUAAAAGAAUACGAAAAGCUUGAUAAUGAGGAAGAUCGCCUGAGUCGAAGUCGGCAGAUUUAUGACACCUACAUCAUGAAGGAGCUGCUGUCUUGUUCGCAUCCAUUCUCGAAGCAAGCUGUGGACCACGUGCAAUAUCUUCUGUCCAAGAAACAAGUGACGUCCGCGCUCUUCCAGCCAUACAUAGAAGAAAUCUGUGAAAGUCUUCGAGGCAACAUUUUUCAAAAAUUUAUGGAAAGUGACAAGUUCACUCGAUUUUGUCAGUGGAAAAAUGUAGAAUUAAAUAUCCAUUUGACCAUGAAUGAUUUCAGCGUACAUAGGAUCAUCGGACGAGGCGGCUUCGGAGAAGUCUAUGGCUGCCGGAAAGCAGACACUGGAAAAAUGUAUGCGAUGAAAUGCUUGGAUAAGAAGAGGAUCAAGAUGAAACAAGGAGAAACAUUAGCCUUAAAUGAAAGGAUUAUGUUGUCGCUCGUGAGUACAGGAGAUUGUCCUUUCAUUGUCUGCAUGACCUACGCCUUCCAUACUCCAGAUAAACUCUGCUUCAUCUUGGACCUGAUGAAUGGGGGCGACCUGCACUAUCACCUGUCACAGCACGGGGUGUUCUCCGAGAAGGAGAUGCGCUUCUACGCCACCGAGAUCAUCCUGGGACUGGAGCACAUGCACCAUCGCUUCGUCGUGUACAGGGACCUGAAGCCCGCAAAUAUCCUCUUGGAUGAGUACGGACACGUCAGGAUAUCAGAUCUCGGCCUGGCCUGUGAUUUCUCCAAGAAGAAGCCGCACGCGAGUGUGGGCACGCACGGGUACAUGGCCCCCGAGGUGCUGCAGAAGGGGACGGCCUACGACAGCAGUGCCGACUGGUUCUCCCUGGGCUGCAUGCUCUUCAAGCUUCUGAGAGGCCACAGCCCUUUCAGACAACACAAAACCAAAGAUAAGCACGAAAUAGACCGGAUGACCCUCACCGUGAACGUGGACCUUCCGGACGCCUUCUCCCCCGAGCUGAGGUCGCUGCUGGAGGGCUUGCUGCAGCGGGAAGUCAGCAAGCGGCUGGGCUGCCACGGAGGCGGGUCUCAGGAAGUGAAGGAACACAGCUUCUUCAGGGGCAUCGACUGGCAUCACGUCUACUUACAAAAGUACCCUCCACCCCUGAUCCCUCCCCGGGGAGAAGUGAACGCGGCCGACGCCUUCGACAUCGGCUCCUUUGACGAAGAGGACACCAGAGGCAUCAAGCUUCUGGACUGUGACCAAGAGCUCUACAAGAACUUCCCGCUGGUCAUCUCCGAGCGCUGGCAGCAGGAGGUGGUGGAGACCAUCUACGAAACAGUGAACUCGGACACGGAUAAGAUCGAGGCCAGGAAGAGGGCUAAGAACAAGCAGCUGGGACACGAAGAAGAUUACGCCAUGGGAAAGGACUGUAUUAUGCAUGGGUACAUGCUGAAACUGGGAAACCCGUUUCUGACUCAGUGGCAGCGUCGAUAUUUUUACCUCUUUCCAAACAGACUUGAAUGGAGAGGAGAGGGGGAGUCCCGGGACUCCUGGAGUAUUUAUCCAAAAAAACAUAAAAUGCAAAAUUUACUGACCAUGGAACAGAUUAUGUCUGUGGAAGAAACUCAGUUUAAAGACAAAAAAUGCAUUUUGUUGAGGAUAAAAGGAGGGAAGCAAUUUGUCUUACAAUGUGAGAGCGACCCCGAGUUUGUGCAGUGGAAGAAGGAGCUGACGGAGACGUUUACCGAGGCCCAGCGGCUGCUGCGACGCGCGCCCAAGUUCCUCAACAAGUCCCGCGCGGGCGCCGUGGAGCUCUCGAAGCCGCCCCUCUGCCACCGGAGCAGCAACGGCCUCUGACAGCCGGGAGGGACGCCGGUGACAGCCGGGACGAGGGUCCCGGGGAAGACGGUGCCUGGGGGACGUCCUCACGGGUGUUCUCGGCCCCGGACGCGGAGCCUUUCAGAGGAGGAGGAGGCCUAGAGGAUGGAUCGCUCAUCCCGGCCGCCGGGAUGCUCCUGCUCGCGGUCGUGACCAUGCUCGGCCCGGGCGGCCUCCCUCCCGUCCUGGGGGCCCCCCCGCCGGCCUCAUAUUUGUCCGCAGUCGAAACUACUGAGGAAAAGGAAGUUUUUUCUCCGCCACACACUCAUUUUGGUACCUACGAACCUAGAACUUGAGGCGAUCACUACUCACCAGUUUUUACGUCUGCUAUCAAACGUAUCUUGGACUUGCCCGGACGGAAGGUACCCGUCCACAGUGUGGGCUCACAGGUCGUCCGGGGUCGCCAUGUUUUACCCAGAAACAGUCACUGCGGAUUUUCUGCGUCGUUGCUCCGUGCGUCUGGGGAUGGGAGGCCAGCCGUGUGAUUCUUCUGUGCAUCUCAGACCCGGCUCCGUGCUGUCCUGAGGUCGAAAGCUGAAGAUGCUUUCUGGGACGGCUGUGCUUGGGCCCCUCACCGUGUGGCUGCACCCCCAGCUGCGGGUCUGCCCCCCCCCCUCCCCCCCGGGAGCGCUCGGUGCACUGGGCACGGAGGGCGCGGCCCCCGAGGACACGGGAGCCCGUGGGAACUGCAGGCGCUCAACCACUAGAGACGUUGACAGCGAUUCCGAAGGCGAGGCCGGCGCGGGGUUUUAAACUUCAGGGUAAUGACGAUCGUCAGAAAUCUUCCAGCACACGAGCCGCACUUUCACGUGUCCGGGUGCACAGGGACGUUUGGGGGCGAGUCCAUUGGGUUUCAACAGCAGGCCGUGGUAUGACGCGUCAGAGAACAUAUCAGCGAUGGAUGUGUGAAGGAAGGAAACUGUUGUACCUUUUGGUGUAAUUUAAAUGAAUUUUAUUGAAAAAAAAAUGACUUGUGUCCCAAUGGGUUCCUUGUGUAUUUGGAUCUAUGUUGUCAUUCGUGAGUGACCCCCGUGCCCUGGGCGGGUCGUCCCGUGACCGGGACGUUAGAGCGUGAAGACUCUUCGCCUGAUCCCAGCGGCGUCCUUUCCCCGUGGUUUUCCCCUGGCGAGUUCCAGGCCCUUCUCACGCCCCAAGUAAACGCUGGGUUAUAAGAACCAGUGCGUUUGCCAGCAAAGCCCUCCUCCGUGUCAUCAGACUAAAAAUAAUAACAGCAAUUUCAAAAGUCCACUUGUUGGUCCUGUUCCCAGCGCACUUUUAUUGUUCGUUUCUAAGUUAAUAACAAUAUACAAAACUUGACAUCGUAA